Messenger RNA from Aspergillus glaucus CBS 516.65, 840 nucleotides. RefSeq lists its product as uncharacterized. The transcript has a single exon. Bases 109 to 651 code for a protein of 180 amino acids. NCBI's taxonomy places the organism in Eukaryota, Fungi, Ascomycota, Eurotiomycetes, Eurotiales, Aspergillaceae. The record is from RefSeq and is a predicted model, not a curated record.
CGGCGGAAUCAGAAUCCGCAGUGAUGACCAUUACACUACAGAACCACGUGAUGUCUAUUUCCAGACACACUGAGAUAUAUAACUGACCACUACCCUAUAUAACCAGCAAUGGCAGUCACCAUACACCGCGGGCCAUAUAAAACCAUCCCCGCGAACACCUCCCCCGGCCUCCAAUUCCUCAAAUCCUUCCUCCCCGCCCUAGACUGCCUAGAUCCAAUCAGCCAACCCGUCGCCCCAUUCCUCCACCCCGAUGCCCCGAUCUACGUGGGCAGCAACCCGCCCAGCACCGGCCGCCAGGUAGUCCCGCUCCUCGAAGUACGCAGCAAACACCUCUCCGCCUUCCACCAUGACAUGGAGGUAGCCUGGGAUAUCGUCCCGGAGGGGUCUGACGGGCACACACGAACGGUGAUGUUCCAAGCAACCAGUGUGACGGUGUUCCGGAAAGAUCCGGAUCAGUUUGCGGUGCGGAUGGAGGAGUUUAAUGUUCUGGAGUUGAAGAAGAGAUCAAGGGAGUUAGGGCCGGGACAGGAACUAGAGGGGCAGUUGGAGUUGGAGUUUCAGGUCGUGGAGAUGCGGACGUAUUUUGAUGCUCGGCCGGUGCAGGAUCGGGCGGCGAACUUGCAUCGGGAGUCUGCGUUUGGGGAGGCAUAGCCUGUCGAUUGAUCGGGGUGAUCUGGUUAUCGAUAUGAGUAUAUCGAUCGAUCAGUGAUUGACUUGUAUGGAGUGUUGAAGAUGCUACUAGUAGCUGACUCAAGUAGGUCCCGUGACAUCAUUGGUAUGGAAUGCAACCUCACUUUAUUUUGACUUCAUCUUGCACUGUAUAACACUAUCAUACUACUC